Molecule: messenger RNA, 4347 nt
Organism: Insectozyma verbasci
Lineage: Eukaryota; Fungi; Ascomycota; Pichiomycetes; Serinales; Debaryomycetaceae
Source: the annotation of a GenBank genome assembly
AUGUCAACUCAUCAUCCAAAUUUUGGAUCUUCUGGGUUAGGCAGUGUUUUCAAAUCGUUAACAAAGUCGUUCAAACCCUCUUCACUGAAAAAUGUACCUGUAUCAAUAAAUCCAACCGUUGUAGGCGGUAGUGAAGAUUUACAAAUUAUAAUUAAACAUUUACAAACAACGACGUCCCAAUCAAAUAGAAUUGAAUUAUUAAUUAAAUUAACUGAACAGAUUGAAAAUUAUUCCAUUAGUUCAAUUCAAGAAAUUUGGUAUACUGUUAGACCAUAUUGUAAGUCACAAUCAAGUCAAAUUAGAACGCAGGGCUUAAAACUAUGUAUUGCAUGUAUUUCAAAAGAUGAUAAUUCUGUAGGUACAAGAGUUAGGUACUUCAAUGAUUUAUAUGAUUUUAAUCAGUCUAGAGGAAACCAAUUGGAUUCAAAUUUUAACUUGAUAAUGAAGGGGAUCAAUUUGUUGACUAAUAAUGGUAGAGAUAUUCAUGAUUAUUUGAUAUAUGAUGAUAAGAAAGAUUUAUGUAAAUUCAUUGCAGAUAAUUUAAAGAUUGUACAGAUACUAUCGUCAAGAGAGGAUAAGAAUUCGCAGAAUUGUAUUGAUUUUUUAGUAUUUAUUAGAAAUUGUUUGAAAUUUAACUAUACCGUGGUGAGUGAAGAUUCUCUAACUUCGAUAUUGAAUAGACUAGUGCAAUUUAAAAGUAAAAAUAAACAAGUUUUGACUUCAUUAUUAGAAAUUUUUGAUGCUGUUGCGGUAUUUGGUCAUGUUCCAAUUGAUAUAACACCUAAAUUAAUCACAUUCAUUGCAGAAAUUUAUGGAACAAGUAUUGAUGCUGAUAUAAAUUCAGCAAUUAUAAAGAGUAUAGAUGACAUAUGCAUUGAAGAGAAUUGUGAAGUUAUAAUAUUCACCCUUUGUGAUAAUAUUUCAAAUCCAGAUGUAAAGAUUGAGAAAUAUACCAAUGCAUGUAUUGGCUCAAUCAAACUACUUAAGAUUAUUAUAGUCAAAAAUGCAAUUGAGAAUAAAUUCAAGAUGGAAUUUGCUUAUUUCAGAGUUGUAAAAAGUUUAAAAGCAGUGCUAUCGUUCAAUAUUCCAAUUAUAAACAGUAGUUAUAUUGAUUGUUUAGAUAAAUUAUUAGCUAAAGAUUCUUAUCAGGAUAAUUUUGGUAUGACACUUCAUGAUUCAAUUGAUAAAGUUAUUCCAUUUCAAAUAUGGUACUCAAAUACAAACUCAAUGUAUGAUGUUCUCAGCUUACUUAAAAUUAAUAAUGAACAAGAUAAGAAUAGAUUUCAGAGUAUAUGUUUAUCCCUACAACAAUUAUAUGAAAAUCAUGAACUACAAACGCCAAAGGAUAAACUCAUCAACUUCUUCAUCAAUUUCAAUCAAUAUAUAACUAGAGAAAAUAUGUUAUUUGUGUUGCAAUAUUAUGAUGAUGAAAAAUUAUGCACAAUGUUGAAUCCAUUGUAUAAAGAAGAAUCAAUAAAGUUGUUAAAUUAUUUUUAUUAUGAUAAUACUAAUCCAGAAGUCAAAGUGAAAUGUUUGGAAGUUAUACUAAAUGGUUAUGAAAUAUCCAAAACUAUAUUUAAUGAUGUUAGUUCUGAUUUGAUACUAGAUAUUUUCAAGAAAUCAGUUAAAGAAUCAAAUGAAGAAGUGUUGGACUUCCUUAUAUACAAAAUGUUUUGCAAUUUUUUAACUAACUGUGAUUCAAAAAUAUUUCAAAAUUUGACAAACUUUUUAUUACCAUUAGUCAAUGAAACACAAUCAACUGAUGCUUUAAUUGCUAGAAGUUUUGUAAGUUCGGUAUCAUCAUCAAAUUCAUCAAAAGGAUAUCUUGAAAAAAUUACAAAAGCGAUUUGUACAACAUUUAUAAAAUCAAAUGCAAGGAGAUCAUUUGAAUGUUUUGAGAUUUUAAUUGAAAUUGCUAAACGAACUCAAUCUGGUGAAAUAUUAUUAAUUAUAUCAAAGUGCUUAAUUAGGAUACGAACAACAAGUGAAUUUUACAUUUACAUAACCCAACCAUUUGAUAUGAUUGGUUUAGCGUCGGCUUUUAAAAGAGAUAAUAAAAUUGUUGCUGGUCAACAAUGGACAUAUCCAGAAACUGUUGAUUACUUACCAGAGACCUAUUAUAACAAACCAAAUAAGAAUUUACUAUUGUUAGUCGGUGAGCCUGAUUUUGACAAAAACUAUAUUGAUAUUAAAAAAUGGUUUAGCUUAGUCUUGACAAUUAUGAAGAAUUUUGUAGCUUGGGAAGUUUACUCAUAUGUAUGGGCCCAUUUCUGUGCACAAUUAUCAAACAUGACUAUAUUUAAUCAUUGUAAUGAAGAAAUUAUUAAUUUGAAAAAUAUUGUAUGUGAUCAAUUAACUUUAAAAUUACCUUCCAAUUUGAAUUUUCAAGAUUCAGAAUUAACUAAAAGUGAUUUACAAGUUGCUUUUGUUCGUAGUUUUUCAGCAUUAAUGGGAUAUCAUGAUAAAUUUUCAAAAUCAGAUGAAGAUCAAAUUAUAAAUAGUUUAAUAUUUGGAUUAAAUUCAUGGGAGAAAACAUCAAUACCCUGUUUGAAUAUUUUAACAAUUUGUUGCUAUGAAAUUCCAUUAAGUGUAAAGAAAUAUCUAUCAUUAAUUUUGACAAAUCUACAAACUAAGGUCACUAGUGCAAAUGCGAGUACUCAUACAUUGGAAUUUUUAAUGUCAUUAGUCAACUUACCCGUUUUGACUUCAAAUUUUACAAUGGAAGAAUUUAAAAGAGUGUUUGGUAUUGCAUUUAAAUAUAUUCAAUUUUCAAUUGAUUUGGAAACUAGAAAUUUAAGUCCAGUGAAUACUAUUCAGCAACAUGGUGUUGAUGCAACAGUUGAACAAACUCCAUCUACUCAAUCAUCAGGUAUAUCUCCAAUAUUAUCACAAUAUAUUAUGAAACUAUCAUAUAAUGUUAUAUCACAUUGGUUUUUGAAAAUUAAUAUGAAUGAUCGUAAAAUUAUAAGUUCAUUUUUGAUAAAGAACUUGAUUUCAAUUAAUGAACGCUCAUCUUUAUUAUCUGAUCAAACUAUUGGAUUUUUAGACUUCAUUACAAAAUUUACAUAUAGUGAUUUACCAUUAAAGAUUAUAAAUUCAACAAUACAAAAACAAAAUGAAAAUACAACUAUUAAUAAAUGGGUAAUUGCUGAUUCGAUAGUUUCAAUUGAAUCUGAUUUAUAUUCUGCUGAUACUGAUAUAUUAAUUAGAAAACCAACUGGUGUAAGUAGAUUAGUUGUACAAUUAGAUCAUCAAGAACAACUGGAUUCAUCAAUUGUAAUUAGUCCAAAUUACUUUUUAUUACAAUUAUUUGAUUGUAAGACGAAGCCAAUACCUAUAAUUGAAGAUCAAAUAGUAUCUCGAGCAUUAAAUGUACUUGAUAGAAUUCCAAGUGUUGAAUUUCAUAAAAUUGGUAUUGUCUAUAUUGGGAAAAAUCAAACUAAUGAAAACGAAGUCUUGAAUAAUAAAGUUGGUUCUUCAGAAUAUCAAAAUUUCUUGAAUAAUAUUGGAGAUUUAGUCAAAUUGAAAAACAACAAAGAAAUAUACUUAGGUGGAUUAGAUAAUGAGCGUGAUAUAGAUGGAGAGUAUUCAAGAUUUUGGAGGGAUAAAACAACACAAGUGAUUUUCCACGUAACUACAAUGAUGAAUAAUCCAAAUUUAAUAAAAGAAGAUGCUGAUUCACAAAGAACAUUAGAUUUAAAGAAACGUCAUAUUGGUAAUAAUUAUGUUAAUAUAUUUUUUGAUGAAUCUGGUGAACAAGAUUUUAAUUUCAAUUUAAUAAAGAGUCAAUUCAAUUUCUUAUCAGUUGUAAUUAAACCACAUACAAAAACUGAAGAAUUAACAAUACCGUCAAAUUCUCAAAAGAAGUUUUUUAAAGUUAAAACUUACAGAAGAUCCGGAGUUCCUGCAAUUUUAGCAACUUGUCAUUUUAAAAUAGUAUCCCUUGAUCAAUUACCUAAUGUGAUUAGAAAUUUAGUUAUAUUAGCAAGUGAAUUUGCAAAUGUUUGGCAUUCAAAUAAUUUAUCAGGUAAAUUUAUUUCAAAUUGGGCUCAACGAGUUAAACAAUUGAAAAUAUUAAAGAAUAAAAGUUUGGAAAAUUAUAAAAAUUUACAAAAUGAAGAAGAAAAUAAUUACAAAGCAGAUAAAGAUAAGAUUAAUAGUGGUAACGUUAUAACACAAUCAUUUUUUGAACAAUUGAAUGAAAAUUCAAAUUUGAAUCUAAACACCAAUUCAUAUAAUGAUAGGAAAUUGAAUGAUUAUAAAUUUGAAUUUUUGAAUGAUAAAAAUGAAGAUGCAAAAUUGUUUGAAUUAUACAAAACAAUCGAAUUCAAUAGUUAUACUUCUUAA